Molecule: messenger RNA, 917 nt
Organism: Odontomachus brunneus
Lineage: Eukaryota; Metazoa; Arthropoda; Insecta; Hymenoptera; Formicidae
Exons: 2
Coding region: 339-767 (142 amino acids)
Source: RefSeq, a predicted model, not a curated record
UUCGUCGUCCGUUUAAGCAAACUCUGCGAAAUUUCGCGGCUUAGCAACGCGCCCUGGAAACAGAUUUUUCCACGGCUCGAAAGGGGCAUUGCGGUUCUGUCAAAAGUCGUGAUUCCGCGAAAACUCCUUCGUGGCUUGAGAAUCUUGCAAAAAUCGCGUUCGCUGAAUCGAUCAAGUUUCAUUUUCUAUCGAAUCAAUGUGAUGAUGUGUUUAAUCAGUCAAAUAUUUUCGGAUAGUCUUGAACAAUACGCGAAGACGUUUGUGAGAAAAUGCGAGAGGUCGAUACCUUCUAUUAAUUUUGAAAAGUGACGAAGACUUUCCAUCGUCGGUGUUUAAAAAUGAAUAAGAAAAUCAAUCUCUUCACGGGGGAUGAGAACUUAGAGAUUCUCGGAGACCCUUGGGAGCUGAAGAAUUCUUCGAAGGAGGUGGAGGAGAAGCCCAUGACCCGGAAGUAUCGCACGAAGCAUAUGAAGCAAUUUCCGGAGUUGUACCGAAGCGAUGUCUCGAUUCAUCCCAGUUACACCGGUUUGAAAAAAUUACCCUACCAUGUGGUCUGCAGGCAUCGUGUGCAAAGAGUCAGGCGACAGAUUUUCCGUCAGUUAAAUCGCGAGAUCGAUCACUUUGCGAUGAGCCAGAUGUUCGCUCUCGAUGGCGUGAGGAUCGAUCGCGUCUUCAGCGUCGGCAUGUCGCCGAGAUCGAUGAUCGUGCCAGAUCCAUUGACGGAAAAAGAGAGACGUCGACUGAACGAACUCCUUCGAGAUUCCUGAAAAGUCCUUUCUAUGUGAUUUUCUAUUUUUUAGAUAAACUCCGCUUCGUUAAUUUACGCAUUCUGUUCUCUCAAUUCUUGCUUCCUCUAAGCCUGAAACUAUGACAGUAUUCAUUACUUGUAACUAUUCCUUGUAAUUGUUAUCAAUAAA